AUGUCGGAAGCUCAUCUUGCCACAGAAAAGAGAGACUCCCAAACCCAAGAGAAGACCACUGAAGCAACUGUCACCGCCCAACCUCAAAUCGACCUUGAUCCCCAAAAUGACCUUGAAAACCUGCAGAAAGGUCGCUGGGAACGUAGUUGGCCCAUCAUCGCCUGUGGCGCUGGACUUUUCUCUGACGGUUACUUGAACAAUAUUAUCGGCUCAGUCAAUACCAUCCUACGCACCCUCUAUCCAGACUCAUACAUAAACUCCCCCGCCGUAAAAAAUGUCCCCUCAAUCUCCUUCGCUGGAACCGUCCUGGGCCAGCUCAUCUUCGGCUACGUCAGCGACCACUAUUCGCGCAAAUGGGCCCUGAUGAUCUCCACUCUCAUCCUUAUUGUCUUUGCAGCUCUCUCUGCGGGCUCCUACGGCAUCAACGGCAGCUCAUACGGCCUCUUCGCCGCCCUAACCGCUUAUCGCUUCUUUCUAGGCGUGGGCAUUGGUGGAGAGUACCCCGCCGGUAGUGUUGCAGCGGCAGAAAGCACAGGUGAACUGAAAAAGGGCCACCGCAACCGCUGGUUCAUCAUGUUUACGAACCUCCAGAUUAACUUGGGGUUCGUUGUUGCCGCGUUUGUACCGAUGAUUUUGGUUCUUAUUUUUACGGAGAAUCACUUGCGUGCCGCAUGGCGCGUUAUGCUGGGGUUGGGUGUUCUUCCGCCGCUCAGCUUGUGCUACUUGCGACUUAAGCUGAAUGAACCGGAAGAGUUUAAUCGGGAGAGACUGCAUACCUAUCCUGUUUGGUUGAUUAUCAAACUUUACUGGAGACGACUGUCUGUUGUCUCCGCCAUCUGGUUCAUCUACAACUUCUCCGUCUACGCCUUCGGUAUCUACUCGUCCAUCUGGCUCAAGCUGGUCCUCGCUGACACCGCACCCCUGUGGAAAUCCUUUGGGUGGAACACUGUCGUCAACCUGUUUUACAUCCCCGGCUCCAUCCUUGGCGCCUUCGUUUCCGACUGGAUCGGCCCCCGUUACACACUCGCAGCUGGUGUCUUCGCUCAGGGAGUCAUUGGCUUCAUCAUGUCAGCCAGCUAUCAAUAUUUAGCUACUCCGCAGCACGUUGCAGCCUUCGUCGUUGUUUAUGGGAUAUUCCUCUCACUUGGUGAAUUCGGACCAGGCGAUAACGUCGGCAUCUUCGCGUCCAAAACCUGUGCCACUGCCGUGCGCGGGCAGUACUACGGCAUCGCAGCUGCGAUGGGCAAAGUAGGCGCUUUUGUCGGCACGUAUUUGUUCCCGAUCAUCCAGAAAAACGCGCCCAAUCAGGUGCGCGCGGGUCAGGACCCCUUCUUUGUUUCAAGCGCGCUGUGCAUCCUUUCGGCUGGAAUUGCGAUAUUUUUGUUGCCACACGUUGGGCAGGACACAAUUACCUUAGAAGACUUGCGCUUUCGUCGCUACCUAGAAGAAAACGGCUAUGAUACAAGCACAAUGGGAAGUAAGGAGCUGCGGGAAUUGGAACGACAGAGGUGCGAUUCCUCUGGCGGCAGUGCUAGCAUUUGA
Paracoccidioides brasiliensis Pb18 is the source of this 1542-nucleotide messenger RNA. RefSeq lists its product as uncharacterized. The record is from RefSeq and is a predicted model, not a curated record. The transcript is spliced from 6 exons. The coding region runs from base 1 to 1542 and encodes 513 amino acids. Gene Ontology annotation, molecular function: carboxylic acid transmembrane transporter activity. Gene Ontology annotation, cellular component: plasma membrane. Gene Ontology annotation, biological process: carboxylic acid transport; transmembrane transport.